Camellia sinensis is the source of this 1539-nucleotide messenger RNA. RefSeq names its product alpha/beta-Hydrolases superfamily protein. The record is from RefSeq and is a predicted model, not a curated record. Gene Ontology annotation, biological process: lipid homeostasis; phosphatidic acid biosynthetic process. NCBI's taxonomy places the organism in Eukaryota, Viridiplantae, Streptophyta, Magnoliopsida, Ericales, Theaceae. Gene Ontology annotation, molecular function: A2-type glycerophospholipase activity; lysophosphatidic acid acyltransferase activity.
UAGAACACCGAUUUCGAAGAACAAGCUGCUAAUAUUCAGCUUCGCAUAACUUUCCAGUGAUGUCCUAUAAAUACAUACGCAAAACCGUGAAUACCAACCAUGCCAGAAGACCCCAUAAAAAUCUAUCAACUCUGAAAAGCGCAUGAACUUUAGCCGCCUCCGGAGCUCGAAUCUAUUGCAGACAAUGGCGGAGGACAUGAGGUCAUCUGCCGCCGCCGCCACCACAUCAAAAAAGGCUUCAAGAUCGCUGUGGCCCUCCGUUCUUCGCUGGAUCCCUACAUCCACCAAUCACAUCAUCGCCGCCGAGGAACGCCUCCUCUCUUUAGUCAAGACUCCGUAUACUCAAGAACAGGUUAAUAUAGGUUCUGGCCCGCCAGGGUCCAAGAUCAGGUGGUUUCGAUCCACAAGCGAUGAACCGAGGUUUAUCAACACGGUUACUUUCGACAGCAAAGAGGGUUCUCCCACUCUUGUAAUGGUUCAUGGAUAUGCCGCUUCUCAAGGCUUCUUCUUUCGUAAUUUUGAUGCUCUUGCCAAACAUUUCAGAGUCAUUGCUGUUGAUCAACUUGGAUGGGGUGGAUCAAGCAGGCCUGACUUCACAUGCAAAAGCACUGAAGAAACUGAAGCAUGGUUUAUUGAUUCCUUUGAGGAAUGGCGGAGGGCCAAAAACCUUACCAAUUUUAUUUUACUUGGACAUUCUUUUGGAGGUUAUGUUGCAGCUAGAUAUGCUCUCAAGCAUCCUGAACAUGUCAAACACUUGGUUUUAGUGGGAAGUGCUGGGUUUUCAUCAGAGACGGAUGCUAGGUCAGAGCCACUCAUGCGUUUCAGAGCAACAUGGAAAGGAGCUGUAUUAAAGCAUUUAUGGGACUCUAAUUUAACUCCUCAGAAGAUUAUUAGAGGUAUUGGCCCCUUUGGUCCAGAUAUGGUCCGCAAGUAUACUAGUGCUAGAUUUGGUUCAUAUUCAACUGGCCAAGUUUUGAAUGAAGAGGAGUCCAAAUUACUGUCAGAAUAUGUGUACCACACAUUGGCGGCCAAAGCCAGUGGAGAGCUGUGUUUAAAAUAUAUAUUUGCAUUUGGAGCAUUUACUCGGGUGCCUCUUUUAGAAAGUGCAUCCGAAUGGAAAGUGCCAACGACAUUUAUAUAUGGCUACGAAGAUUGGAUGUCUUACGAAGGGGCCCAAGAUGCUCGCAAGCAUAUGAAGGUCCCUUGUGAAAUUAUGAGGGUCCCUCAGGCUGGCCACUUUGUAUUCAUAGACAACCCAACUGCCUUCCAUUCUGCUGUAUUAUAUGGUUGCCGCAAGUUUCUCUCCCCUGACCAGGUUAAUGACACCCUUCCUGAAGGCCUGACAGCUGCCUAAAAGAGGAUUGUAAUUUGUAUGUUUUAGUAUUUGUUUGUGUGUAUAAAUAAUGGGUCUCAUUAGGCCCAUUAUAGAUGUCCCAAAAUUUUACAUAAAUUGAACAUUCAUUUAGAUGUGUUUCUAUGGUCUAGUUCUAUGUAGAUUUCCAUUUAUAUAUAGCAUAUGGUUCCAUAUCUCUUUGUUCA